CCUGCAGCCCGGAGGAGAUGAGGGACGCGGCGGCCCGCGUGGCGGAGAUCGAGGAGGCCAAAGAGGAGCUGUUCGACAAGGUGCAUGGCAUGGUUACCACCUACGAUGUUCCGCGCAGGAUGAGUCGCAAGUACAUGCUUCUCAUGCAGCGCCUCUCCUCGCAAAUCAACCCUAGACCCCAAGACCCAAUCUGGCGUUUCUGUCGACGCCAUGAAAGACGCAAUACUUACUACAAGUUUCUGGGGGCAUGUACGUCUGGCCUUUUGACUGGAGUUGGCAUCGGCUUGCUCGUGUUUGCUCCACCAAAAAAGUCUGUUGCCGACUGGUGGGACAAGUUACUAGUUGAAUCCACCUCUUCCACGGCAUACUAGUUGACACUGCACUAGUAUCAAAAACGCUCUUAUAUUAGUGUUAUUAUAUUAUGGGACGAAGAGACUAGCUUGUCAUGAGGAUUGUAUUAGUCAUCAUACAUAUAGCUUAGCUACUAGUUUUA
This is a messenger RNA of Triticum dicoccoides, 493 nucleotides long. RefSeq lists its product as uncharacterized. Bases 18 to 371 code for a protein of 117 amino acids. The record is from RefSeq and is a predicted model, not a curated record. The transcript is spliced from 2 exons. Lineage: Eukaryota; Viridiplantae; Streptophyta; Magnoliopsida; Poales; Poaceae.